GUCGUGGGAUCUUCACUACUGCCCCAUUCGAAAAAGGGGACUUCCUACUAGAGUACCAAGGUCAACUCAUUACCCAUCAGGAAUGUGAGAGGAGGCAGAGGAUCUACCAUGACAGCCUUAAGGACUUCAUGUUCAAGUUCCGUUUUGAUGGAAAACUCUGGUGUGUUGAUGCGGCUAAAGAGGACGGGACCUUGGGCAGACUGGCCAACGAUGACCAUGUAAACCCGAAUGCAAAGAUGAAGUACAUUAUGGUUGAAGGAAAGCCCCAUCUGUGCUUGUUUGCAAAACAUAGUAUAAGCCCUGGAGAGGAGAUCACAUAUGAUUAUGGUGAUUCAGACUGGCCAUGGAGAUAUAAGGAUGAUGCUGCAGGGACCCAUGGCAGUGAAAUGGUGGACAAGCCCCAUGACACUAAGAUGGCAGCAGGGACCCAUGACACUGAGAGGGUGGACAAGCCCCAUGACACUAAGAUGGCAGCAGGGACCCAUGACACUGAGAUGGUGAACAAGCCCCAUGACACUGAGAUGGCUGCAGGGUCAUGUCCAGAUCCAAGGAAUCCCAGCAGGGUUGGAAAGAUGAAAUCGCAGUAAGUGACACUGAGGCCAAGGACAGUGAGAGUGAUUCUGAUGCCACUGGCACAGCAUUCCCAGA
Molecule: messenger RNA, 648 nt
Organism: Scomber japonicus (chub mackerel)
Lineage: Eukaryota; Metazoa; Chordata; Actinopteri; Scombriformes; Scombridae
Product: histone-lysine N-methyltransferase set-1-like
Exons: 4
Molecular function (GO): protein binding
Source: RefSeq, a predicted model, not a curated record